This is a messenger RNA of Eurytemora carolleeae, 657 nucleotides long. RefSeq names its product cuticle protein 7. Gene Ontology annotation, cellular component: extracellular matrix. Lineage: Eukaryota; Metazoa; Arthropoda; Copepoda; Calanoida; Temoridae. The record is from RefSeq and is a predicted model, not a curated record. The transcript has 2 exons. Bases 23 to 601 code for a protein of 192 amino acids.
CAACAUUCAUUCUUACAAUAUUAUGAAGGCUUUUGUUAUCUCAGCUCUAGUUGGUCUGGCUUGUGCCACUCCUGAUGGUGGAGCUCACGCUCACCCCCAUGCUGUUCAUCAUGCUCCUGUUCAUCAUGUAGCCCAUGCUCCCGUCCACCAUGUUCCCGUCCACCAUGCUCCAGCAUACGCCCCAGCUCCAGCAUACGCUCCCGCUCCAGCAUACGCUCCCACCCCAGCAUACGCCCCCGCCCCAGCAUACGCCCCCGCCCCUGCUCCCUAUCACGCCCCUGCCCCUGCUCCCUACCACGCCCCUGCUCCCUACCACGAGGAGAAGGAGACCCCUGAACCCUACUCUUAUACCUAUGGAGUAGCUGAUGAUUACUCUAAGGCUGCCUUCAAUGCUGCUGAGACUGCUGAUGCUAAUGGUGCUGUUGUUGGAGAAUACUCUGUUGCUCUUCCUGAUGGCAGAACCCAGCAUGUCAAGUAUACCGCUGAUCACUACAACGGAUAUGUUGCUGAUGUUACCUAUGAGGGUGUCCCAGUCUAUCCUGAGGCCAAACCUUAUGCUCCUGCACCAGCUUAUGCCCCAGCCCCUGCCUACCAUGCCUAAAUGUUUUUUUCUUCAAUAUUUAAUAUUUAUUGAUAAUAAAACAAGAAACCCUUUUA